Messenger RNA from Hypomesus transpacificus, 899 nucleotides. It is a transcript of the gene mkrn2os.1, whose product is annotated as MKRN2 opposite strand, tandem duplicate 1. Lineage: Eukaryota; Metazoa; Chordata; Actinopteri; Osmeriformes; Osmeridae. Bases 49 to 723 code for a protein of 224 amino acids. The record is from RefSeq and is a predicted model, not a curated record. The transcript is spliced from 4 exons.
UUAAACACCUGUCACGGCGCCGUAUGCACACCUGCAUUUUCCGGUAAGAUGGAAAACACUGUCUUGAAAUUUAGUCAUUGCGAUCGAAAUAUUUUUAGUUUUGUCUGCCAAAAUAAUUUACAUCAGAUGCCCACGCCUGAUGACAAUACGUUAAUAAGCGAACCUCCACGAUGUCCACUUUGUCUCUCCACAAUGAGAUUUGGCCUCCUCGAUGCACCUGUUCUUGUUCCAUGUCCAUUCAGCAACGGACACAAGGCUUCACGCGCUUUUGUCAUAGGCUCUCAACAAGGACCAAUGUUUAUUAGUGAAUGCAAUGACUCCGAACUGCAUGUUGGCAUUACAAACUCAAAAGGUGUGGUCUACAACUACACUUUGUCAGGUAUGCAGAGAGAUGACCAUGGGUGGGAGCAGUGCAUAUCUGUGCCACUAGUAGCACCUGGAGAGGAAAUCUUUGGAAGGCAGUGGGACAGCGAGCUCGAGACAUUCUCCUCACUUCCCGGGUGGUCCCCUCACAGGUUUCAUGAGGAGAGGGAGUUUGCCUCUUGCUGUUAUGGCUUUGUUUUGGCCUUCAUCAACCACAUGAGGCGGAUCGAGGGCAAAGACUGUGUGAGCAGAGAUGUCUUUACCGGGCAACAUGUCCUUCCUCACAUUAAGACUGUCUCUAAAUAUCUCAGAGUCUACCAAGAGAUUUCUUUGCAUGGCUUUUACAUUGCUGACAAAUGAGAUGCUUAAAUUGAGUGCAGUUAAUAUAACAGAUGUGAAAUUGUUUGUGUUUGCAACAAGGAAUUACACCAUAAAAACUUUUUAUGAGAGACAAUCUGUAAAAAGGAACAGCUUGUUGCCACUAUACCACUAUGUUUUUGUACAAGAGAAAAAAUAAUAAAAUCAAACAGACAAUC